Zophobas morio is the source of this 1224-nucleotide messenger RNA. RefSeq lists its product as uncharacterized. Lineage: Eukaryota; Metazoa; Arthropoda; Insecta; Coleoptera; Tenebrionidae. The coding region runs from base 319 to 978 and encodes 219 amino acids. Gene Ontology annotation, molecular function: N-acetyltransferase activity. The transcript has 4 exons. The record is from RefSeq and is a predicted model, not a curated record.
GUACUGUUUUCGUUUCAAUUAACGCUUUGGAGAUUUUCCAACAGCUCCCAACAACACGUCGAAACUGCGACAGCGAUGCAAACACCCUUAAUUGGUUACAAUAAGACCGUGUAAAUCCGGUUGGAAAAGUUUAUUCGUUUCUUUGCACACACAAAAUCCAAUUAGGAUUAAUCCGGGCCUGGAAACCAAUUCCCGGGCGUUGCUAGAAGCAACAGGAUCCAAGAGAGGACUGAAAAUCACGUUUAGUGAAUUUAGUGCCACACGAAAGCUCGUACAAACUACAUGUGAAGCUCGUAGCACCAAAGAACAGGUUUAAAAAUGGAGUACGUGACCAUCCCCAGUUCAAAAUUCGAAGACGUCAUCCACCACCUUCGCCACAACUUCCCCGACGAGCCCUUAAACGCCUCCGUAGGACUGUGCGUCCACGGCAAACCCUGCGAGCUUUUAGAGCACCACGAUUUAAUGACUAUGCAAGAUGGUCUUUCAGUAAUGGCGUUAGAUAAAGCGACCGGCGAGAUAGCUGGGGUGGCUUUGAACGGAAUCGCCAGAAAAGGGGACGUGGAGAAAGCGCUGGAGGAUAUGAAGACCAUCGAUAACAUCAAAUACCAGCGAAUCUUCGGCUUACUAAAUAAUGUUAAUAAGACUGCCGACCUGUACAGCAAAUACAACGUCGACAAAAUCUUCGAACUGAGAAUACUUUCGGUGGAUUCGAGAUUUAGAGGGAAAGGGCUUGCCAAGGAGCUGUUUCGGAGGAGCGAAAUGGUGGCGAAGGAACACGGAUUUAAAUUGAUAAAGGUGGACGCUACAAGCCUCUUCACACAAAGAGUCGCCGAAUGUCUCGAUUUCAUUGUGGAGAAGAGCGUGAAAUAUGGAGAUUACAAGGAUGAGAAUGGGCAGAAAAUGUACGACACGAAAUCUCCCCAUGAUUACUACAAAGUGAUGAUAAAGCUGAUCUCUGAUAAAACGACCGACGGUUGAAGAAAAAAUGGCCACUUUUUCUGUUGUGGUUUCAUUUUAAUUUUUCCAUUUGUUGGAAAAUGUUAAUGCUGCCACUGCCAUGCAGAAUUAAACAUUUUGUUACGAGUUCAUAGUGCUGGUCACUAUAUAAAUAUGUUAUAAAUGUGGAAUAGCUUAAUGUAACGAGGCAAUCAUUGUGACAACGGGCUAUUUUUUAACAAUAAUCCAUGACAUGGAGAAACCACCUAAUAAAAUGGGACAAUAAUA